AUGCUGAGGUGAGUCAGAUCAGGCCCUGCCCGCCAGGGGCUCCAAGUCCGGUGGGGGCAGGCAGAGCCCAGGGUGGGUUCGGCAGGAAGACUGGCUGUGUCUGGAGGAGGGGUGCGGUGUGGAGGUGAGCUUUCUGGGGAGAUGGUGUUUAGGAACUUCUCCAGGGCCGAGGGAAGGUAAUGCAGGCAGAGGGACCCUAAGGUGAAGGCGUGGAGAGGCUGGGAGUUUUCAGAGGAUGGAGAAUAGUGCUUUGUGGUCCACUGUAGAAUGUGAGGGUACGGGGAAAUGAGGAUGGAGAGGCGGGUAGGAGGCAGCGCCUCUAGCCCAGCAGUUGACUGUCCCUUGAGGGUGAUGGGGAGCUAAGGGUGUGAGCAGGGGAGGGACAGCGUCUGGUCUGGGUUCCAGAAAGCUCCUUCUGGGGCCCAUGGGGGAGGCUUGAAGGGGAGAGAAGAGCUUGGCAAUCCAACAGGUGGGACAUGAGACAGGACAAGGGUGCACUGGGGCCAGGGCAUGAGAGGGAAAGGAGGGAAGGAGCCAGAAAGUUUCAGGGGGUGGGAGGAACUGGACUCAGGGAUCCAAGGGCUUUGUAGGGUGAGAGGCAAGAAGAGGGCAAGGAUAGUGCCCGGGGGUGUGCUCCAACUAACUGGAUGGGGUGAUGGUGUCCUCCCUGGUUUGGUGGAAGAUGCUGAGCUCAGUGGGGGUGUGGCUGAGUGUCAGGGUCUGGGAGACGGUCAGAAGCAGGUGAGGACCUGGGCUGGAGAUGGAGUUUGGGAUGCUCUCAGAGCAUCAGAGGUCACUGGAGCUCACCUGGUAAGAAGAUGCAGAAUGGAGUUUUCCAGGAGAACCGGCCUUGAGAAGUGGAGGGAGGAGGAGGGGCAGGAGGCUGCAUGGGGGCCUGGGAGGGCACAGAGAGCUGGGGACCAGGAGAGCUUAUGGGGUCAAGGGAAGAGCAGUUUCUAGAAGGACAUGGGCUGCCAUGUCAUGGCCCUCAGGGUCCCCCAGACUUGCCAUCUGACUCUGAGCUGUCAGUUUGCCAGAAGAGCUGCCUCUGUGUGUGUGUGUGUGUGUGUGUGUGUGUGUGUGUGUGUAUGGGUGGGUGGGUGGUUCUCUCUUUAAAUGGCCACUAGAAGAGGGGGUUCUGGAACUCCUGCUGCCUCACAGAGACCCAGUCUCCCUUCCCCCACCCUCUGGGCUCUGUCUGAGAAGCCCUGGGAGCUGUGGGUGAGUCAUUUAGGUGGGUGUGUGGUGGGGAAGGCAAGGGACAGGCCAAAGUCACGUCCACUGGGGGAUGGAGGUCUCUGGAAGGCAGAGGUUCCUAAGCAGUGAUGCCUGAGGGGGCAGGUGGUCUUGGGUCUGAGAGGGGCCUGAGGGGGGUGGUCCCAGAAGUAGGGGCACCAGGCAGGGGCACAGGCGUAGCCAUCUGGGAUAUGGAGGGACACGCAGGAAGGGGUCUCAGGGACCUGGGGGUGGGAGGAGCGUUGGCCAAUCCUGCACGUGUGGUCCUAGGCAGCAGCCUCCCUGGCAUGGGGGUGAAGCGGAGCCUUCAAAGUGGGGGCACCUUGCUGGGCUUCUUGGCCAACAUCCUCACCAUUCUGUCCACGGCCACCAACUACUGGAUCCGUUACUCUGGGGGCCACAGUGGCCUGUGGCAGGAGUGCAGCGGGGCCACCUGCUCCAACAUCCCCUGCCAGAGUGUGCUGGCGGCGACCGGGGCGUGCACGGUGCUGGCGGCCGGCUGCAGCAUCGUGGGCUUGGUGACGGGGCUGCGGAUUCUGUGCCAGGAGGGCGACUCGCGGGGCCGGACCACGAGUGCCAUCUUCUUCCUCUGCGGCCUGCUGCUGCUGAUCGCCGUGACAGGCUACACAGUGAAGAACGCAUGGAAAAACGACGUCUUCUUCUCCUGGUCCUAUUUUUCGGGGUGGCUGGCUUUACCCUUCUCUGUUCUCGCGGGCUUCUGCUUUCUGCUGGCGGACACGAUCAUGCAGAGCACGGAUGCCAUCAGUGGAUUCCCCGUGUGCUUAUGACCGCAGCUGCCUGGGGCAGAAAAAAGGAACUGCUUCCAUU
This is a messenger RNA of Balaenoptera musculus (blue whale), 2064 nucleotides long. RefSeq names its product claudin domain containing 2 (gene CLDND2). The coding region runs from base 1326 to 2024 and encodes 232 amino acids. NCBI's taxonomy places the organism in Eukaryota, Metazoa, Chordata, Mammalia, Artiodactyla, Balaenopteridae. The transcript has 4 exons. Gene Ontology annotation, cellular component: plasma membrane. The record is from RefSeq and is a predicted model, not a curated record.